Molecule: messenger RNA, 1923 nt
Organism: Gossypium raimondii (Peruvian cotton)
Lineage: Eukaryota; Viridiplantae; Streptophyta; Magnoliopsida; Malvales; Malvaceae
Exons: 4
Coding region: 54-1844 (596 amino acids)
Source: RefSeq, a predicted model, not a curated record
GGCUCACCCCAUUCUUUCACCCUCCAAAGUCUUAAGGUUGUAGCCAUAAAUGGAUGCGGAAAAUUGAAAUCCCUUUUUCACCUUCCCUUAUUCAAAGCCUAGUGCUUUUAGAACAACUCAAGAUACAACACUGCAACGAAUUGGAAACUCUUUUCAAUGAUGGUGAAAUAGAACCGAAGACUUCUUCCCUUCCUCUCCGCUUGCCCAAAUUGAGGACCCUUUUCAUCAGAGCGUGUUCAAAACUGGAAUAUGUAGUGCCAAUCCCUUUGGCUCAAGGUCUUCCUGCUCUUGCAUCGCUUUCGGUUUCUUCUUGUGGUGCAUUAAAGCAAGUAUUCGGCAUGCCAUAUGAACAAAAUGGAGUUCAACACCAUAGUAGUCUGCUUCUUCCAAGUCUACAAGAUCUAGAACUUGAUUGGUUACGAAACUUGACUAGUUUUGUCCCACAAAACUAUAUUGUCAAAGCACCAUCUUUGAAAAGCGUAAAAGCUAAUGUUUGUUCUAAAGUGAUAAACUUUCCCAUUCAACAAGCCAACAAUCAGCUGGAGUUAACGUUAAAGGAGACUGGAUUAUCCGCAUUCAAAGAAUUAUUAUGCAAUACAAAAGAUCUUGUUCUCCACAAUAUUGGAGAUCACAAAAAUCUCGUCCCAGAUCUUGUAGAUCUGGAACAUCUAGACGGAUUAACUUCCAUCUCUAUUAACAAAUGGAGCAGUGGUGAAUGCUUGGUUGAUGCAUCACAAAUAAUGAUGAAUUUCAAAUGCAAUGGCCAACCUCCCAAGUGUUUCUUGCAGAAUCUCAAAAUUUUGAGAGUUGUUGACUGUGAAAAAAUUUCAGAGAUAUUUCGAAUCGAUGAUGGAAUAGAAUCAAAUGCACGUUACUUGCCAAACUUGAAAUUUGUGGAGAUUAGAGAAUGUCCAAGUUUGGAAUAUUUCUUCCCACAUACUUCAAUUGGAGGUUUUUCUCAUCUAGAGGAGAUAAAACUUGUUGGAUUGAGAACCUUGAAGAGUAUUGUAGGAGAAAACAACUUUUUGGAAGCACCAACUUUGAAAAUUUUAUACAUCCGAGGAUGUUCAGCGUUUACAAAUUUUACCUUUCAUAAAGAAUUUAAAAAGUGUGUUUUCUUGAAGGAGUUGUUCUUCUCUAUGGAAGAUACAGGCAGUGAAGAUGUCAAUUUGUGUGAUAUGGUAAACACUCAGUUGAGACAAAAAUCACCAGAUUUCGAAUAUGUAACUUUGGGGAACUUUGAACAAUUGUUUCAGCUUCAGGGUGGCAAUAUCAUCUCAAGUCUAGAGAAAAUGGAGCUUUUUAAUGUAAUUAGGUUGCAAGAUAUAUGGAAGGGUCCCAUCCAUGUUGCUACCAAUCUUAGAGAACUAAGGGUUCGCCACUGCAAUAAUUUGACAGACAUCUUUCCAGUUAUGUUCAUUCCACAUUUACCACAAUUAAGCAUCCUAAACAUAGCGUCAUGUGAGAACUUGAAGCAAAUAAUUGGAAAUGAUGACAUUUUAGCAUCUUCAUCAUCAUCACAAGGUCCUCAGUUGGAGAUGAAAAUGGUAUUCCCUCAGUUAAAGAAAAUAGAACUUGAAAAUUUGUCAAAGCUCGAGAGCUUCAACCCUGUCGGUUAUCAUCUGGAAAUCCCAUGUUUGCAUUCGCUUGACAUUAAGAAAUGUUCCAAGAUGAUCACAAGUUUCAGUGCAGAUUAUUUAACAUUGACUGUGCAUGCUAAAACUGAUCAGGCAUCUCAGCUAAAUGAUAUUAGUCCCUCACGGGAAGAUAUAAUCUGGGAAAGGAGAAGACCUACCUUACUACCUCAGUAUAAAGAAGCUAAAGAAAUUUCACCCUUUCAGUGAAAAAUGUUGCAGAAAUCAUUCUUGAGCCUAAACCACGUCGACUGUACCAACAGUCUACACUAGUUAAUUAACUAGGUAA